AUUCUGGAGUAUGUCGCCAGCCUGUUCCCAAUAUUUGGGUGGAUAACCAGAUAUAAUUUGGGAUGGCUGACAGGCGACGUUAUUGCUGGUCUGACGGUGGGCAUCGUUCUCGUCCCACAAAGCAUGUCCUACGCUCAGAUUGCUACCCUAAGUCCGGAAUACGGACUGUACUCUUCUUUCGUUGGCGUUUUGUUAUACUGUGUUUUCGCGACGUCCAAAGAUGUAUCCAUCGGCCCAGUGGCUGUCAUGUCUUUGACCGUGUCCCAAAUCAUCAAGCACGUCGACGACGCAUAUCCUGGUAGAUGGGAGGGUCCGCAGAUUGCCACCACAGUCGCAUUUAUUGCCGGCUUCAUUGUUCUAGGCAUCGGCCUUUUGCGGCUGGGGUGGCUUGUUGAGUUCAUACCGGCGCCUGCUGUAAGUGCGUUCAUGACUGGAUCCGCUAUUAGUAUCGUCUCUGGUCAGGUCCCCGGCCUGAUGGGUAUUUCUGGUUUCGACACCCGAGCCGCAACGUACGAAGUGAUCAUCAACACUCUGAAAGGGCUUCCAAGAACGAAACUCGAUGCCGCAUGGGGACUUUCUGGGCUUAUCGCGUUGUAUAUUAUCCGCUUCUCAUGCGAUCGUCUCGCGAAGCGCUUCCCUCGCAGAGCACGCAUACUGUUCUUCGUCUCUGUGUUCAGGAACGUUUUCGUCAUCCUGGUUUUGACGGUUGCAGCGUGGUUGUAUACGAGGCAUCGACAAAGCGCCAGUGGCAGCUAUCCCAUUAAAAUCUUAAAGGACGUACCAGGCGGUCUUCGGCACGUCGGUCAGCCAGUCAUUGACCCCAAGCUUGUCGCUGCUCUGGCGGGGCAACUUCCUAUCGCAGUCAUCAUUCUAUUACUGGAACACAUUGCGAUUGCGAAGUCUUUUGGACGAUUGAAUGGUUAUAAAAUUAACCCCAACCAGGAGCUGAUAGCCAUCGGAGUCACGAACACUGUCGGGUCAUGCUUCGCCGCUUAUCCCGCAACAGGCUCGUUCUCCCGUUCUGCUUUGCAAUCCAAAUCUGGCGUCAAGACUCCUGCUGGGGGUAUUGUCACGGCUGCAGUUGUAAUCGUUGCAUUAUACGGCGUAACACCGGCUUUCUAUUGGAUCCCGACUGCAGGGCUGUCUGCUGUUAUCAUACAUGCUGUUGCAGAUUUGGUAGCCUCUCCCAAGCAGAUUUAUUCUUACUGGUGUGUGUCACCCAUGGAGUUCAUAAUCUGGCUCGCAGCCGUGAUCAUCACAAUCUUUUCGUCUAUUGAAAACGGAAUCUAUGCAUCCAUCUGUGCCUCUCUCGUACUUCUUCUCAUCCGCGUUGCUCACCCACGAGGCUACUUCCUGGGAAAAGUAACGGUGCACGAUGGAGCCUCCGAAGACAAGGAUGCUCGCGAGGUCUUCGUUCCCCUCACAAAAGACGGCGUGACCAAUCCCCAGGUCAAAGUUGUUCCUCCCUCUCCAGGCAUUAUCAUAUACCGCUUUGAAGAAAGCUAUCUUUAUCCCAAUUGCGCGCAGUUAGAUUCUGCUCUUGUGGAUUAUGUCAAGGAGAAUACUAGACGAGGAAAAGACAUGAGUGCAGUCAAGCACAAGGACCGGGCGUGGAACGAUCCUGGCCCUCGCCAGGGUGCAAAUGCGGAAUACGAAGCAAACAGCAACCUUCCCCUACUCCGCGCCGUCGUCCUCGAUUUUUCUGGCAUCUCACAAAUAGACACCACUGCUGUCCAGUCCUUAAUUGACACCCGUAACGAGAUAGAACGAUGGGCGGAUCGCUCCGUGGAAUUCCACUUUGCCACAAUUCUCUCUCCCUGGAUACGUCGAGCCCUUGUUGCGGGCGGUUUUGGAGUGGGAUCACCAUCGUUCAAGGUGCCCCAGGAGAUCGCGGUGGUCGUUCCCUAUCGAGAUGGCCAGAGGGAUAGAAAUAUUUCGGAAUCAUGCGACGAACGUCCAAAAGAUAUAGAAAGUGGACAUUGGAAGCACUUGGCUCGUCCUUCGACUCAGGAAGUCCCAGCUGGCUUUGCUUCGCUGUUACCCGUAGAGACCCCAUUCUUCCACUUCGACCUUGCAGCCGCCGUCCGGGCAGCAGAAGAUGCAGCGUCGUAAACAAGUAACUGUCUGUCUUUCAUCUUAU
Molecule: messenger RNA, 2140 nt
Organism: Guyanagaster necrorhizus
Lineage: Eukaryota; Fungi; Basidiomycota; Agaricomycetes; Agaricales; Physalacriaceae
Product: sulfate permease
Exons: 9
Coding region: 124-2112 (662 amino acids)
Biological process (GO): sulfate transmembrane transport
Cellular component (GO): membrane
Molecular function (GO): secondary active sulfate transmembrane transporter activity
Source: RefSeq, a predicted model, not a curated record